AUGGCCGUCCAUGUCGAGCGCCAGCCGUCCACGCUUGCCGCUGCGCAGCCCAGCUACAUCUUCCGCGGUCACGCUGCCCAGAUCCACAGCAUCCAGAUUGUGCACCGCAACACCCGCCUUGUCACCGGCGACGCUGACGGAUGGAUCGUGCUGUGGCGGCUGGAGUCCAACCGGCCCUUGGCUCUGCGGCAUACGCAUCUUCUUUGUCUGUCUACUGUCCCCCCUGCGGAUGGAUCCGGUACACACAGGCCCAAGCCAUGGUUGCUGCACUCCCUACCCGUGAAUACGCUCAACUUCUGCGCAUUUUCCAUGUGCUACGAUGGCACGCAGGGGAGUAAGACGGAGUCGGAAAAGGGGCACGCAUUUUCAGCCGUCUCUAGCGAUUCGAUCCUGGUAGCAGUGCCUGCCAGAGACGACAGGAAGAUAGAAGUCUAUCGUCUCCCAGACGAGAAACUAGCGUACAUCGUGCCUCGAGUCGAGACAGCUGAUACAGGUAUGGUGAUGGCUGUGAAGCUCGCGUACCACCCGUCAUCCAACAACACCGUUUUAAUCGCCGGAUACGAGGGCGGUUUCACCGCAGUUCAUCUACUGCCUCGUACUCGUCUACCAACAGGAAAAUCAAUACCGAAACUUGCCCAAGCCAUCUACCUCAGCCAACCCCAUACGCAGCCCGUUUUGUCGCUUGAUGCGCUGCCAGAUCCCAACAUGUACUUUACGUCGUCUGCCGAUGCAGUCAUUGCUGCGCAUCGGAUUCCAGAGAUGCCCCUUAAUAUCGAGCAUGGUGAUGGCGACGAAUCUCUCUCUUCUAAAGAUAUCGAGAACGCUGGGCAAAUUGGCCAGGCAUUAUCAGACCAACCAAGCUCAGUGGCAUCCACAAACCUCACACCAAAUCCGGAGAUUAUGGUGGAUCCCACGGCACCGUCACGGGACAUUGAUGGGCUUGCUCCGUCUGUACUACUAGAACCAUCAGCGCAAGAAGGAGAAGGAACAGAGACAGUAAAGGCAAAUGCAUCAUCAGAGCCCCUCGAUAUCUCGAGAGAGCCUAUAGCCCCUUCUGCAACCACUUCGCCUCUUUCAUUCUCCAAACAAACCAUUUCGUCACCAUCACAUGCUGCGGGAUCCCAAUCGAAGUCAGGAGGCCUCUCAUCUCUCCUCUCCUCAGCCGCAGCGCAACCUCAGCUCAACCCCUCUCCACCAGCUUUCCCCGCCCCUAUAAUUAUUCAGCCACCGCACAAAACCAUCAAUACCAAGCAUUCCGGCCAGCAGUCUCUCCGCGUCCGCUCAGACGGCCGUCUCUUCGUCACCGGCGGCUGGGACAGCAGAGUGAGAAUAUACAGCACGAAGACGCUGAAGGAAAUGGCAGUGCUGAAGUGGCAUAAAGAAGGUGUGUAUGCGGUCGACUUUGGAGAGGUUCUGGGCGCAGACGAUCCGGCCAGCCCAGAUGCAAGCGUGGAUCAGGAGCUCGAGGAAGAGCAGCGUUUGGGCGGUGACGAGGUGGCGAAACGAGAAACUGGGCUCGGGAGGUUGCAGCGUCAGAGAGAGGAAAGAAUGCAGCUUAAGCAUUGGGUUGUUGCGGGCGCUAAAGAUGGCAAGGUUAGUCUGUGGGAAGUGUUUUGA
Trematosphaeria pertusa is the source of this 1617-nucleotide messenger RNA. Its product is annotated as WD40 repeat-like protein. The transcript is spliced from 3 exons. Lineage: Eukaryota; Fungi; Ascomycota; Dothideomycetes; Pleosporales; Trematosphaeriaceae. Gene Ontology annotation, molecular function: protein binding. The record is from RefSeq and is a predicted model, not a curated record. The coding region runs from base 1 to 1617 and encodes 538 amino acids.